GUGCGUCUUCUAUGUGUUCAGUUUCGUCGAGAACGCUAUGAACAACGUCGCGUUUGUCUUCCUCCUGAGCCCGGAGAAGAAAGUGAGAGCGGCGUGCUGGCUGCUGCCCGGGCAGCUCUUGGUCAUGGCCAUGGAGAGCUAUCAAGUUUGCAAGGACCGAGAACUCGCGCAGGCGCGCCAGGCGCUGCUGCUGCGGGCUGGGCAGAGGCCCUGCUCCUGCCUCUGCAGGCCGCUGGUGGCCAUCGCGUUCGACGCCUUCGCCCUGCUCGUCCUGGGCUGCCUCAGCUUCUACCAGCUGCUGAGG
This is a messenger RNA of Prorocentrum cordatum, 304 nucleotides long. NCBI's taxonomy places the organism in Eukaryota, Dinophyceae, Prorocentrales, Prorocentraceae. The record is from the annotation of a GenBank genome assembly.